Syngnathoides biaculeatus (alligator pipefish) is the source of this 2969-nucleotide messenger RNA. Its product is annotated as glutamate decarboxylase 1. Gene Ontology annotation, cellular component: presynaptic active zone; cytoplasm. NCBI's taxonomy places the organism in Eukaryota, Metazoa, Chordata, Actinopteri, Syngnathiformes, Syngnathidae. The transcript has 16 exons. The record is from RefSeq and is a predicted model, not a curated record. Gene Ontology annotation, biological process: GABA biosynthetic process. The coding region runs from base 180 to 1832 and encodes 550 amino acids. Gene Ontology annotation, molecular function: pyridoxal phosphate binding; glutamate decarboxylase activity.
UUUCUUUUCACUCAAUGCCAUUUUUAAAGCUGAGGAAUAAUUAUUUUAAAGUGAAAUUGGGUGGGGGAGAGGUUAAGUUCCAGCUGCUCUUCAUUUAGGGCCUAUCGAAAUGUUAACAAUCAUCCAAAGGCUAUGACGCUUGGUGUGGAGUCGCUCAUGGAUGUACACGAAAAUUGGGAAUGAAGAUUUAUGGUUUCCUGCAGAAGAACAACAGCGUGGAGGAGGGCAGCAGGUUCGUGGGCUCGUUCAAGGAGCGCGCGGCCAGGAGCUUCAUGCACACGUGCGACAACAGCAGCGGAAGUGCGCGCUUCUCACGCACGGAGACGGACUUCUCCAACCUGUUUGCCAGAGAACUAUUACCCGCCAAAAAUGGAGAGGAGCCGACCAUGCAGUUCUUGCUGGAGGUGGUGGAAAUCCUCAUCAGCUACAUUCGAAAAACCUUCGAUAGGUCCACCAAGGUUCUGGACUUCCACCACCCACACCAGCUGCUAGAAGGCAUGGAGGGCUUCAAUCUGGAGCUCUCGGAGCAGCCCGAGUCCCUGGAACAGAUCUUGGUGGACUGUCGAGACACCCUCAAGUAUGGUGUGAGGACAGGUCAUCCCAGGUUUUUCAACCAGCUCUCCACUGGAUUAGACAUUAUUGGCUUGGCAGGAGAGUGGCUCACCUCCACGGCAAACACAAACAUGUUCACCUACGAGAUUGCACCUGUCUUUGUGCUGAUGGAGCAGCUGACAUUGAAAAAGAUGCGAGAAUUCAUCGGCUGGCCCGAAGGGGAGGGAGAUGGAAUAUUUUCACCAGGAGGCGCCAUCUCCAACAUGUACGGCGUCAUGAUUGCACGCUACAAGUUCUUUCCUGAGGUGAAAACCAAAGGCAUGGCAGCUGCACCUCGACUGGUCCUCUUCACAUCUGAGCAUAGCCACUACUCCAUCAAAAAAGCCAGUGCAGCGUUGGGCUUUGGAACAGAUAACUUGAUCCUGCUCAACACCGAUGAAAGGGGGAGAGUCAUUCCUGCUGAUUUGGAAGCCAAAGUAAUCGCAGCCAAACAAAAGGGCCACGUCCCCAUGUAUGUGAAUGCCACGGCCGGCACCACAGUCUACGGCGCCUUCGAUCCCAUCAAUGAAAUCGCUGACAUCUGCGAGAAAUACAACAUGUGGCUUCAUGUGGACGGUGCGUGGGGAGGAGGUUUGCUGAUGUCUAGGAAGCACAGACACAAGCUCAAUGGGGUCGAGAGGGCAAACUCAGUCACCUGGAACCCCCACAAGAUGAUGGGCGUGCCUCUGCAGUGUUCUGCCAUUCUGGUCCGAGAGAAGGGCUUACUGGAAGGCUGCAACUCCAUGUGCGCUGGCUACCUCUUUCAGCCAGACAAGCAGUACGAUGUGACGUACGACACUGGAGACAAGGCCAUUCAGUGUGGCCGCCACGUUGACAUAUUCAAGUUCUGGCUCAUGUGGAAAGCAAAGGGAACGGUUGGAUUUGAACAUCAUAUCGACAAGUGUCUGGAACUGUCAUCAUACCUUUACUACAAAAUAAAAGACAGAGAAGGCUUCGAGAUGGUGUUUAACACAGAGCCACAGCACACCAACGUAUGCUUCUGGUACCUUCCCCUGAGCCUCCGCGGCAUGCCUUCUGGUAAAGAGAGACAAGAGAGGUUGCACAAGGUGGCCCCAAAGAUCAAGGCCAUGAUGAUGGAGUCUGGCACCACAAUGGUGGGCUACCAGCCUCAAGGGGAGAAAGUCAACUUCUUCCGCAUGGUCAUUUCCAACGCAGCUGCCACCAGGUCAGAUAUCGACUUUCUGGUGGAGGAAAUCGAGAGACUCGGCUACAAUUUGUAAGAACCACACUUGCGUUGCCAAGUGCGCACGUUCCUACACACAAAAGCACUUGAAGACAGAUCUUUAGCUAUACUUGCGGAAUCCAACGAGAGCCGACACACGCACUGUAUCAAGACAUCUACUUGUAAUUUUUGGAAUAGGUUGUUGUGUUGGUUCUCGUUCCAUCGUGUACCUAAAGUUGUGGCCUGUGAUAUGUGGAGCAUACGGUGCGUUUGCGCUUAUCUAUUGAUGAGUCAGCACAAAUAAUGUCAUGUAUUCUAUGCAGAGUAGUUUAGAAAACUGAAUGAACGUAAAAACAGAGCACAACCUUAUAGCAUUGACAUAUAAGUUAUUCAUAAAGUAUCUGUACCUGUAUGUUGAUGGGCCAUGUUUAUGUCAUGUACAAAUCAAUCAGUCCCUUGGACAUCGCAUAGUUGGUCGCAUAAAGUACUACAGUAUUUACAGUAUGAUACAGUCAAUGUAAUAUCUAUUGUACUUAUUAUGGCUGUGUUUUUAGAUAUUUUCUGUGUAGAUUGUGUAUAGUAUUGUUACAAAGUAUGUGUUUUACAGUGAUGAAAGCUUAUAUGUAAAUCAACCCUACUCUAUAACAGAUGUAUCAUUUUAUUUUAACUAAGAGAAUAAUUGUGAAUAGUGAAUCAGAUAUUCCUUUCCAUGUGUAAAAUACUCUAGGUUAUAUUUGCUGUUUUAUAGAUUAACGUUUUUGGAUUUCAUCUGUCUUUGAUGUGUAUUAGUGAACCAAAGAUGCGUUGAGUUCAUUGCCCUUUGGGUCUAUUAUGGAGAAGUAUCACAUUUAUGGAAGAAUAAUUUAACUGUGCAACACCUGUCAUGCUAAUUGUGGAAAGAUGUUUUGUUGGAAGAAAAGCACAAUGCUAAAAUGAUAAUGACAACAAUUGUUUCUAAAAUUACAUGCCAGUCAGAGUCAAUAGCAACCACAACCACUCUUUCCGCGAACAACUUGAAGAGGAUUUAUCAUGCAGAAUUUAGCUUGCAGUGUUUGCUGUUAUUGUAAGAACUAAAAAAUAAUAAUAAUAAUAAUAAUUAAAAAAUAGAAACAUUCCGGACUCAGAUGAAAUGUGAAUGUAGGCACUUUAACGUCUCAUUUCUGUUAUCACUGUUGUAACUGCAGGACUAAUAAAG